GACGUGCCCCGCCCCCGGCGCCCGGAGCCCGGAUGAAGAGUAACGCCAUUACGCCGGAGCAGCGGAGAGUACUCGCGGACGGGCGCUGGGCGCUGGGCACCGGAGCGGCCGCGCCAUGAGACUCCUCCCCCGCCUCCUGCUGCUUCUCUUGCUCGUGUUCCCCGCCGCCGUCUUGCUCCGAGGCGGCCCCGGAGGCUCAUUAGCAGACGCUCAGGAUCUUACAGAGGAUGAAGAAACAGUGGAAGAUUCAAUAAUUGAAGAUGAAGAUGAUGAAGCUGAAGUGGAAGAAGAUGAGCCCACAGAUUUGGCAGAAGACAAAGAGGAAGAAGAUGUGUCUGGUGAACCUGAAGCCUCUCCGAGUGCAGAUACCACCAUCCUCUUCGUGAAAGGAGAAGAUUUUCCAGCAAACAACAUCGUGAAGUUCCUCGUAGGCUUUACAAACAAGGGCACAGAAGACUUCAUCGUGGAAUCCCUGGACGCCUCGUUCCGUUACCCUCAGGACUACCAGUUUUAUAUCCAGAAUUUCACAGCUCUCCCUCUGAGCACGGUGGUGCCACCUCAGCGACAGGCGACUUUCGAGUACUCCUUCAUCCCCGCAGAGCCCAUGGGGGGGCGGCCGUUCGGGCUGGUCAUCAACCUGAACUACAAAGAUCUGAACGGCAAUGUCUUCCAAGAUGCUGUCUUCAAUCAAACAGUCACGGUUAUUGAAAGGGAGGAUGGGCUCGAUGGAGAGACAAUCUUUAUGUACAUGUUCCUUGCUGGUCUUGGGCUUCUGGUGGUGGUCGGCCUUCAUCAGCUGCUGGAAUCUAGAAAGCGCAAGAGACCCAUACAGAAAGUAGAAAUGGGAACAUCAAAUCAGAACGAUGUUGACAUGAGCUGGAUCCCUCAGGAAACUCUGAAUCAGAUCAACGCAGGAGGAGGGAGACCCAGUGACGGCAGCAGACCAGCUCGGCAGCUCGCCAGCUCUCCAGCUCCAGUGUCCGGGUGCAGAGGUGCGCGCCCUCCUCGGCUGCUUCAGGAAAAAGCCUGGACCAGGUCCCUGGAGACCCGGCACUCUUGGCUGCAGCGUUUGGCUACUUGUGCACCGUAGGACGCACCGCCGGCUCCGCUGGAUCAUCCGCCGGAUCUGGAUCCGGAUCCUGCAGGGAAGCACGGCCGGGCAUGGCUGUAACCAGGGCUUCUGGCUGACGAAUACUGGCUGUUGUGCUUUGUUUCUGGGCGGGGAGUUCCCAGGACACCAGGCCGGCGUGGCUGGCAGUAGGGCUGGACCUGGGCGAACCGCGAUCGAGCUGCGGUUCCAUCGGGCUCCGGGUGCUCUUACCUCGUGGGAGAUGAACCAGGUCAUGCACCCGAGGGCCCCGUGGGAACCGAGGGCCGGAGGCCCCACAGCGCGAUGGGUGUGACACCACCUACCCGGCUCGCAGUGUCGUCAUUGGGGACUGCCUGGAGUCCAGUAGGGAGGGGCGCGCAGUGGGGCGGCCUACAGCGGUCCAGGCGGCCGCAGGUGCAGGGGCGGCCGGCCCUGCUGAUCAGCGCUUUGUGUGAGUAGCCGUCAUGUCCCGGGGAUGCGGUUCCUGGCCUGGCCUCUGGACCGGGUCUGUGCGUGGCCUCUGGGUGGGCUGCGCGAGCUGAACUGUAUUGAAUUGGGCUGAAAUAAAUCGAGCAGAAAGGCAA
Molecule: messenger RNA, 1674 nt
Organism: Tupaia belangeri chinensis (Chinese tree shrew)
Lineage: Eukaryota; Metazoa; Chordata; Mammalia; Scandentia; Tupaiidae
Gene: SSR1
Product: signal sequence receptor subunit 1
Exons: 8
Coding region: 116-1090 (324 amino acids)
Cellular component (GO): endoplasmic reticulum membrane; endoplasmic reticulum
Source: RefSeq, a predicted model, not a curated record